AUGAACAAAUUAAAAAAUAAGAAAACAUUUUUUAUACAUUUGGAUAAAAGAUUCUACAUAAAUAAGGCGGAAGAAAUUGUGAAAGAAAAAAAUCCUAAUACAAAAAAAAAUAAAUUUAAAAAUAUAUACAUAGAUUUUUCUCUAAAUAAAUAUAUAAAUAUAAAUAGUUUAAAUGUUGAAAGGUUUAUUAAGACGCCUAUUCAUUACCAAAAAUACAAAGAAUUAGUGGAUACGAUUAAAUGUGUUAGUAAUGUUAGAUUACAAAAUAUACAUUUAAUCAGAAAGAUAAUAAAUUCUUUAGAACUCUAUAUUAUGAAUUAUAUAAAUAAUAUAAAUUAUUUUUAUGAUUUAAAAGAUUUCGAUGAAAAUUUUUAUGAAGAUGAUGAAGAUAAUGCUAUUACUAUUAAUAGUGUGAUAACAAUUUUAAUAAGUCUCUAUAAAUUGAAAUACAGAAAUGAAGAAUUUUUGAAGUUGCUAGAAAAAUUUCUUUUCAUUAAUAAGAAUAAACUUAAAAUUUCUCAGAUGCAUUUGAUAUUGUAUAUAUAUUCAUAUUUUAAUAGGAUAAAUAAAACUUUUAUAAAUUCUAUACUUAUAAUGAUCUUAAAUAAUAUGAAUUCUUUAAAUUCAAAUAACAUAUUAAAUAUUUUUACUUCUUUAUUUUAUUUAAAUUGCAAAAAUGAAAAAACAUUAUGCAUUUUAACGAACUAUAUUAUUUCAAAUAAUUUGAGUUUUGACAUUAAUAUUAUAAUUUAUAUUCUAAAUAAUUUAAAAAAGCUGAAUUAUUCCAAUACAAAUCUUAUAGAAUACUUUCAUAAUCAAAUAGUUUUAAAAUUAGAUUUUUUAAAUGCUGAAAAGAAUGUUCAAUAUAUAGACUCUUUUUUUUUAAAAAAGAAUAUUCAAGAUAUUAUUGAUAAAGAACAUAAGGAAAUCAAUAAAUAUUCAAACGAAAAUAUGGAUUAUAAAAAUAUAUAUAGAAAUAAUAAUGAAAUAAAAAAUUAUACAAUUGAUGAUGAUAAAAAUACAAUAGAUAAUAUAAGAAGUGGAGAUUAUAGUUAUAAUUAUUGUAACAACGAUAUAGAGUCAUAUGGUUCUUUACAUAACAAAUACAUUAUUGAAAAUAAUUACAUGGAUUAUAUAUAUGAAUAUUAUAAUAAUAAAGAUAUUUCUGAUAAAAAUAAAAGUAAAAUAAAUUUGUUAAUGGAAGUUCUAAUAUAUUAUAAGUAUUAUAAGGAGGAUUUAUUAAAUGUUUUAUAUUCUCACUUGUUAAAAAAUUUAAAAAAAUACGAUAAAGAGAAUGUUUAUCAUAUUCUUUCUAAUAUUUAUGAUUUUGAAAUAUAUAAUUUAACUUAUAUUCAUUCAUUAAAUAAAAAACUGCUACUAAAUAUGUGUCAUUAUUAUGUUCCUUUUUACAAUAAGUGUAAUAUAAUUAUUUUUUUAUUUUUAAAAUUACUUAUGCAAAAAUAUAAUUAUUUCAAUAUUUUUGUUGACGAAAUAUUGUUACAUAAAAUAAAUAAAGACAUUCUUAAUUUAAAGAAGAAUGAACUUUUAUGUUUAUUAAAUGAAUAUAAAAAUUCUAAUAUAAAUAAAUAUCUAUGUGAUAUUUCAUUAAUUUAUCUUGAUUUUUUUAAAUUACAACAAGUAACAUUUUGCGAAUCAAAUGAAAAUAAUAAUAAUAAUAAUAAUAAUAUUAAAAGAAGUAUUAAUAUUGAUAAUAAUGUUAGUUUAAUAAAUGGAAUAAAAAACUCAUCAGAAAAUUUAUUUAAUUAUAAGAAUGACAAAUCAUUAUGCAAAAAAAAAAAAAUCUACUUAUUUGAAUUCAACGAAAAAAAUAAAUUAAAUUCCUAUGAUGUACAGUUUUUAUUACAAUUAUUUUGCUUUUACGUUGAAACAAAAUAUUACGAAGGAAUAUUUUUAUUUUUAAAAAGUCUAUUUAUUGAAUUGAAAAAUUUUAAAAAUUUUGAUCCAUUUUUAUUUUACAAAAUUAAUAAUUAUCGUGCUAAUUUAGAAAAAAACAAUAAUUUAGAAGAAAUGAAAAAAGUUAUUAUUUACAAUAAAUUUAAUGCAUUACAAUUUUUACAAAUUUACGAAUAUUUUAAGAAUUCAUUUGAUUCUUACGAAUGUUUUAUUAGUAAACAGAACAGUUUAGUUAAUUGCAAUCAUAAAAAAUCUAUGUAUUAUUUUUAUUUAGUUAAUAUGAGCUGUAUUAAUGAAGAUUAUAGUGAUAAUUCUUAUGAAAAAGAAAAAAAAAAUAAUUCAUUUAAUUUAAUUAAAAUGGAAAAUAAAAACGAUUUUAUCAAUGAUGAAAAAAAGUGCAAUAAUAGAACCAUGAAUAAAUAUUUGCUUACAAGCUCACGAAUAAAUUAUAUUAGCUAUUACAAUAAUAUUUCUAACAAAUAUAAAGGAGAUUAUAAAAACAACGAAAUUAAAAAUAAUGAAAGUAAUAAUAGUAUUGAUAUUACUUACAAUAAUAAAAAAUGCUUUAGUUUUUUAGAAAAAAAUUCGAACCAGAAAGAUUUUUCUAAUUAUAAUAACAUAAUAAGUUUAAAUAAUGAUAAGUCUUUACUUUUCCAGAGAAGUACUUUUGAGAUAAACAUAUAUAUUUAUAAUAUCUUAAAUAACAUUCUUAUAUAUACUCCAGUUGAUUUACUUGCAAUAUACAUUCAUUAUUAUGAUUCUAACAAUUUUUUCUUUUUAUUAGAAAAUAUUGUUUUUAAGUUAAAUUACUUAAAUACUAAUUACUUAGCCUUAAUAGUUUCUAAAAUAUUUACAUUGUUAAAUAAGGAAAACUGUAAUAAAACAAAAGAGAAAUAUUUCCUAUUUUUCGACUUUUUUUAUGAUUAUUUAUUAGGUGAAGAAAUGCAUUUCAAUAAAUUUUCGUAUGCAGCGAAAAACAAUGAGAUAGUAAAAAAUUCUUAUAAUUUUGAUAAUAAUGAAAAAAAAAUGAUUAUUGAUACUUUAUAUAAAAAUUGUAUUAGCAAAUAUAAUGAGACAAAAACAAAAAAACGCAUUGCAUAUAUAUUACUUAAAAAUAACAAUGAUAUUAAUUGUGUUAAUAAUGAUAUAAUUUUUAAAGAAACUUUUUUAAGUACAUUUAUUCAUUUUACUAUAAAAAAAAAAUUUCAUUUUACAUGCUUAUUUUAUAAUAUGACGAAUGAAAGUUUAUUUCUAAUUUUGAAAUCUUUAGGAAUAAAAAAGAAAAAUCCAAAAUAUAUGCAUAGUAUAGAUAUAAUAACAAAUAUAUUUAUCUUCAGAUAUAUUCAAUAUAUUUAUUCUGAUAAAACAUAUAAUAUAAACUCAUUAAAAGGAAACACUUAUAGCUAUAUAAAUAAUUAUGAUGACGAAGAGAAAUUGCAUAUAAAAGAUAUAAAUAAACUAUCAGUUAAUUUAAGUUUAUCAUUAAAUUGCAUAAAUAAAAAAGAAAAUGAUGAGCAUAAGAAUAUAAAUAAUAAAAAUAUAAAUAAUUAUAAUUUAGAAAAUAAAAAUAAAAAUCAAAAUAAAAAAGAAGAAAAAUAUAACACUUCAGAAUAUAAUAAUAAUAAUACAAAUAGUGGAGACGAAUGUAAAAGUGGAAUAUCACCUUUAAUGAAAAAGUUUAUUCAAAUAUAUUAUACAAUAAUAAAAAUUAGAUACAUUCAUGAAAUGUCUAUAAACAAACAUAUAUUUCGUGAGUUAUGCAUUAAUAUUGAUUAUAUUGAUAAUAAGAAUUUUUUAAGAUUACUUUUUUAUAUAUAUAAAUAUAAAUUUCUUGAAACAAAGUAUUUGUUAAUGUUACAAAAAAAAUGCUUUUUAUAUAAAGACUUAUAUUAUACUCAUUCCAAUUAUAGAAUAUUAGAUUUCCUUUGCAAAAAAUUAAAAAUUAAUAUAGAGGAAACUAUAAGAACCACACCAACUAAAUUAACUUCAUAUGAUUAUGAAAAAUAA
Messenger RNA from Plasmodium relictum, 3921 nucleotides. RefSeq names its product conserved Plasmodium protein, unknown function. NCBI's taxonomy places the organism in Eukaryota, Apicomplexa, Aconoidasida, Haemosporida, Plasmodiidae. The record is from RefSeq and is a predicted model, not a curated record. The transcript has a single exon. Bases 1 to 3921 code for a protein of 1306 amino acids.